Molecule: messenger RNA, 895 nt
Organism: Paramecium pentaurelia
Lineage: Eukaryota; Ciliophora; Oligohymenophorea; Peniculida; Parameciidae
Source: the annotation of a GenBank genome assembly
AUGAAUUAUUCUGCUUUGGCUAAGGAAGUUUUUGAAUUAUAGAAUAAAGUAAGAUAAGAUCCAUCUUUAAUGAUACCAGUUCUAGAAAAUAGACUUAAAUACUUUAAAGAUAAGAUCUUACACUUACCUGGAACUUAAGCUACUAAUACAAAAGAGGGUGCAAAUUCAGUCUAAGGUAAUGCAUGUAAUAUCUUUAUAUAGAAUGCAUUGAUUUUCUAAAAAAACAGAAACCUGUUGGACCAUUGACAUACGAUAAAGGGUUGGAAGAAGCAGCUAGGGAUCAUGCUGAAGAUUUAGGUAUUUACACAAAUUUGAAUAUAGGAACUAAUGGGAUGACUGGACAUGAAGGAAGUGAUCAUUCAACUACAAAAUAAAGAAUUGAAAGACAUGGUUCAUGGAAACCAGGAACAAUUGGAGAAAAUAUAAGUUUUGGAAAAUCCACUGCUGAAGAUAGUAAAUUAUAAGAUUUUAUAUAAUUAGUUGUUAUAUAAUUGAUAGUUGAUGAUGGUGUUCCUAGUAGAGGACACAGAUCUAAUUUCUUUGAACCUGCUUAUAAGUAAGUUGGUAUAUUUGGAGCACCCCAUAAGGCUUUUAAAUUUGUUUUUGUUUUUGAUUUUGCCUCAAAAUUUUCAUAAGGAGGCAAACAAGAAUAAGAUGGAGAUAAAGAGAAAGAGAAAAAAAAGAAAUCAGAGAAAUAAGUAGAUAAAUAAAAAGAUGAUGAUGAUGAUAAAGAUGAAGGAAAGGAGAAAAUGAUUCCAGGUGCAAAGAAAGUAUAAAAAAAGGUUAAAACAGUUGUGAAAGGUGGUAAAAAACAUAUUAUAACCACCAAAAUUUAUACUAUGAAUGAUGGUACAACUUAAGAAGUAGUUACUGAAAAGGUGGAAGAUGCAUGAUU